Molecule: messenger RNA, 3778 nt
Organism: Coregonus sp. 'balchen'
Lineage: Eukaryota; Metazoa; Chordata; Actinopteri; Salmoniformes; Salmonidae
Source: the annotation of a GenBank genome assembly
AUGUUAUCUUAUUCAGUGUGCCGUGUAGACCUAUCUUAUUCAGUGUGCCGUAUAGACCUAUCUUAUUCAGUGUGCCGUGUAGACCUAUCUUAUUCAGUGUGCCGUGUAGACCUAUCUUAUUCAGUGUGCCGUAUAGACCUAUCUUAUUCAGUGUGCCGUGUAGACCUAUCUUAUUCAGUGUGCCGUGUAGACCUAUCUUAUUCAGUGUGCCGUGUAGACCUAUCUUAUUAUGUGUGCCGUGUAGACCUAUCUUAUUCAGUGUGCCGUGUAGACCUAUCUUAUUCAGUGUGCCGUGUAGACCUAUCUUAUUCUGUGUGCCGUAUAGACCUAUCUUAUUCUGUGUGCCGUGUAGACCUAUCUUAUUCAGUGUGCCGUAUAGACCUAUCUUAUUCAGUGUGCCAUGUAGACCUAUCUUAUUCAGUGUGCCGUAUAGACCUAACUUAUUCAGUGUGCCGUGUAGACCUCUUUUUCAGUGAGCCGUAUAGACCUAUCUUAUUCAGUGUGCCGUAUAGACCUAUCUUAUUCUGUGUGCCGUAUAGACCUAUCUUAUUCAGUGUGCCGUGUAGACCUAUCUUAUUCAGUGUGCCGUAUAGACCUAUCUUAUUCAGUGUGCCGUGUAGACCUAUCUUAUUCAGUGUGCCGUGUAGACCUAUCUUAUUCAGUGUGCCGUGUAGACCUAUCUUAUUCUGUGUGCCGUAUAGACCUAUCUUAUUCAGUUUGCCGUAUAGACCUAUCUUAUUCAGUGUGCCGUAUAGACCUAUCUUAUUCAGUGUGCCGUAUAGACCUAUCUUAUUCAGUGUGCCGUGUAGACCUAUCUUAUUCAGUGUGCCGUAUAGACCUAUCUUAUUCAGUGUGCCGUAUAGACCUAUCUUAUUCAGUGUGCCGUGUAGACCUAUCUUAUUCAGUGUGCCGUGUAGACCUAUCUUAUUCUGUGUGCCGUGUAGACAUAUCUUAUUCAGUGUGCCGUGUAGACCUAUCUUAUUCUGUGUGCCGUAUAGACCUAUCUUAUUCAGUUUGCCGUAUAGACCUAUCUUAUUCAGUGUGCCGUAUAGACCUAUCUUAUUCUGUGUGCCGUAUAGACCUCUUAUUCAGUGAGCCGUGUAGACCUAUCUUAUUCAGUGUGUUGUAUAGACCUAUCUUAUUCAGUGUGUUGUAUAGACCUAUCUUAUUCAGUGUGCCGUGUAGACCUAUUUUAUUCAGUGAGCCGUGUAGACCUAUCUUAUUCAGUGUGCCGUGUAGACCUAUCUUAUUCAGUGUGCCGUGUAGACCUAUCUUAUUCAGUGUGCUGUGUAGACCUAUCUUAUUCAGUGUGCCGUAUAGACCUAUCUUAUUCAGUGUGUUGUAUAGACCUAUCUUAUUCAGUGUGCCGUGUAGACCUAUCUUAUUCAGUGUGUUGUAUAGACCUAUCUUAUUCAGUGUGCCGUGUAGACCUAUCUUAUUCUGUGUGCCGUGUAGACCUAUCUUAUUCUGUGAGCCGUGUAGACCUAUCUUAUUCAGUGUGCCGUGUAGACCUAACUUAUUCAGUGUGCCGUAUAGACCUAACUUAUUCAGUGUGCCGUAUAGACCUAACUUAUUCAGUGUGCCGUGUAGACCUCUUAUUCAGUGUGCCGUGUAGACCUAUCUUAUUCAGUGUGCCGUGUAGACCUAUCUUAUUCAGUGUGCCGUAUAGACCUAACUUAUUCAGUGUGCCGUGUAGACCUAUCUUAUUCAGUGUGCCGUGUAGACCUAUCUUAUUCAGUGUGCCGUGUAGACCUAUCUUAUUCAGUGUGCCGUGUAGACCUAUCUUAUUCAGUGUGCCGUAUAGACCUAACUUAUUCAGUGUGCCGUGUAGACCUCUUAUUCAGUGAGCCGUAUAGACCUAUCUUAUUCAGUGUGCCGUGUAGACCUAUCUUAUUCAGUGUGCCGUGUAGACCUAUCUUAUUCAGUGUGCCGUGUAGACCUAUCUUAUUCAGUGUGCCGUGUAGACCUAACUUAUUCUGUGUGCCGUAUAGACCUAUCUUAUUCAGUGUGCCGUAUAGACCUAUCUUAUUCAGUGUGCCGUGUAGACCUAUCUUAUUCAGUGUGCCGUGUAGACCUAUCUUAUUCAGUGUGCCGUAUAGACCUAACUUAUUCAGUGUGCCGUGUAGACCUCUUAUUCAGUGAGCCGUAUAGACCUAUCUUAUUCAGUGUGUUGUAUAGACCUAUCUUAUUCAGUGUGCCGUAUAGACCUAUCUUAUUCAGUGUGCCGUGUAGACCUAACUUAUUCUGUGUGCCGUGUAGACCUAUCUUAUUCUGUGUGCCGUGUAGACCUGUAGACCUAUCUUAUUCUGUGUGCCGUGUAGACCUAUCUUAUUCAGUGUGCCGUGUAGACCUAUCUUAUUCAGUGUGUUGUAUAGACCUAUCUUAUUCAGUGUGCCGUGUAGACCUAACUUAUUCUGUGUGCCGUGUAGACCUAUCUUAUUCAGUGUGCCGUGUAGACCUGUAGACCUAUCUUAUUCUGUGUGCCGUGUAGACCUAUCUUAUUCAGUGUGCCGUGUAGACCUAUCUUAUUCAGUGUGCCGUGUAGACCUAUCUUAUUCUGUGUGCCGUAUAGACCUAUCUUAUUCAGUGUGCCGUGUAGACCUAACUUAUUCAGUGUGCCGUGUAGACCUAUCUUAUUCAGUGUGUUGUAUAGACCUAUCUUAUUCAGUGUGCCGUGUAGACCUAUCUCAUUCAGUGUGCCGUGUAGACCUAUCUUAUUCUGUGUGCCGUAUAGACCUAUCUUAUUCAGUGAGCCGUGUAGACCUAUCUUAUUCUGUGUGCCGUAUUGACCUAUCUUAUUCAGUGUGCCGUGUAGACCUAACUUAUUCAGUGUGCCGUGUAGACCUAUCUUAUUCAGUGUGUUGUAUAGACCUAUCUUAUUCAGUGUGCCGUGUAGACCUAUCUUAUUCAGUGUGCUGUGUAGACCUAUCUUAUUCUGUGUGCCGUAUAGACCUAUCUUAUUCAGUGUGCCGUGUAGACCUAUCUUAUUCAGUGUGCUGUGUAGACCUAUCUUUUUCAGUUUGCCGUAUAGACCUUUCUUAUUCAGUGUGCCAUGUAGACCUAUCUUAUUCAGUGUGCCGUGUAGACCUAUCUUAUUCUGUGUGCCGUAUAGACCUAUCUUAUUCAGUGUGUUGUAUAGACCUAUCUUAUUCAGUGUGCCGUGUAGACCUAUCUUAUUCAGUGUGCCGUGUAGACCUCUUAUUCAGUGUGCCGUAUAGACCUAUCUUAUUCAGUGUGCCGUGUAGACCUAUCUUAUUCAGUGUGCCAUAUAGACCUAUCUUAUUCAGUGUGCCGUGUAGACCCAUCUUAUUCAGUGUGCCGUGUAGACCUAACUUAUUCAGUGUGCCGUGUAGACCUAUCUUAUUCAGUGUGUUGUAUAGACCUAUCUUAUUCAGUGUGCCGUGUAGACCUAUCUUAUUCAGUGUGCUGUGUAGACCUAUCUUAUUCUGUGUGCCGUAUAGACCUAUCUUAUUCAGUGUGCCGUGUAGACCUAUCUUAUUCAGUGUGCUGUGUAGACCUAUCUUUUUCAGUUUGCCGUAUAGACCUUUCUUAUUCAGUGUGCCAUGUAGACCUAUCUUAUUCAGUGUGCCGUGUAGACCUAUCUUAUUCUGUGUGCCGUAUAGACCUAUCUUAUUCAGUGUGCCGUGUAGACCUAUCUUAUUCAGUGUGCCGUGUAGACCUAUCUUAUUCAGUGUGCCGUGUAGACCUAUCUUAUUCAGUGUGCCGUGUAGACCUAUCUUAUUCAGUGUGCCGUGUAGACCUCUUAUUCAGUGUGCCG